CCAGCAUAUGCAGCAGCACUAGACUAUUAGACGCUUGGCAGAAUUCGCUGCUGAUAAUGACGGCACAUCUGCGUACAUUCGCAAGGAUGCAUGCGUCUUGCUCCUCAGAUUUGCAACAAGUGAGACGAUGCAGGCUCGGCUCGCGUCUACAAGCUCGCAACACGCGAACAGUACACAGUGCCGGGCUUGUGCACUGCCAUUGAGCAUCAAGGACAUGAAGAGCUGAUUCUUCUUGCCAGCAUCACGAAUUCAACCGGGUUCAUGCACUUUGCCAAUGGUCACAACCAACUGGCUCAUACCGUCGGCGGCUACAUCGAGUUUGCGCAUGGGUUGUGAGAUCUGUCUGUCUUUGCUUUGCGUACUGACGGCUUGUUGGUCGGCAACACACGUCGCAAGUCUACAUCGCAGCGGUGCGAUCAUUCUGUUCCUCGCCAAGCUUCGCGCCGUGGUGCAGCAGUCUGUUGUCAUGGAGUUCUCAAGCGAUACUUCAGACAAGCACUGGUGCUAGUUCUACAGCAGGCUGCGCAAUUCACGGAGUCGGGAUUCGAGCAGUAGCAAGGGCAAUUAUUG
Protomyces lactucae-debilis is the source of this 570-nucleotide messenger RNA. RefSeq lists its product as uncharacterized. The transcript has a single exon. The record is from RefSeq and is a predicted model, not a curated record. Bases 275 to 508 code for a protein of 77 amino acids. NCBI's taxonomy places the organism in Eukaryota, Fungi, Ascomycota, Taphrinomycetes, Taphrinales, Protomycetaceae.